GCAGAGAUAUAAACCAUGAUGCUGGGGGUUAUACGGAGAAGAGUCGCCAAUGGAGGCUCGUCUGCUUCGGUUAGAACUAUUUUAAGGAAGUCGAUGCAGACAGUUGAGCCUUCAGUGUCUGCCUGUAGAGUUUCAGGGAGGGAGAUACUUUUCCGUCCGAGAGGACUUGGGCAUGUUCGGAAAUUUAGUCAUGUUAUUUUACCAGGCUGCUCUAUUAAUCUAAAGGUGAUUGCAGGUUGUAGACCAAUGAGGGAUUCCAUUUCCAACACCCAGCGAGCAAUUAAUGUGCGAAUUUGGAGCAGGCUAUUUUCUUCAGAAAGCGGGGAUUUAGUUGAUGCUGUUGUCCCUUUUAUGGGUGAAUCCAUAACUGAUGGAACUUUGGCGAAAUUCUUGAAAAAUCCUGGUGACACUGUUGUGGUUGAUGAGCCUAUUGCUCAAAUUGAAACGGAUAAGGUAACAAUUGAUGUUGCAAGUCCAGAAUCAGGUGUGAUUAAAGAGCUUGUAGCCAAAGAAGGGGAUACGGUGGAACCAGGUUUCAAACUUGCUAUCAUUUCAAAGUCUGGUGAAGGUGUAGCACAUGUAGCUCCCUCAGAGAAAAUACCAGAGAAGGCUGCUCCUAAGCCAUCUCCUGCUGAGAAGAUAAAAGAGGAGAAGCCAAAACCUAAAGUUGAAACAGCUCCUGUCUUGGAGAAGUCUAAAGCACCAUCUCCGCCACCUCCUAAGCGCACUGCAACUGAGCCCCAGCUUCCCCCAAAGGACAGGGAAAGACGGGUUCCUAUGACAAGGCUACGAAAAAGGGUUGCUACAAGAUUGAAGGACUCUCAGAAUACAUUUGCAAUGUUGACAACUUUCAAUGAAGUUGAUAUGACUAAUUUGAUGAAACUCCGUUCUGAUUACAAAGAUGCUUUUGUUGAAAAGCAUGGAGUCAAAUUGGGACUUAUGUCAGGAUUUGUAAAAGCUGCUGUUAGUGGGCUCCAGAAUCAGCCAAUCAUAAAUGCAGUUAUUGAUGGGGAUGAUAUCAUAUACAGGGAUUAUGUAGAUAUCAGUAUAGCUGUUGGAACUCCUAAGGGCCUUGUGGUUCCAGUUAUCCGCAAUGCUGAUAAGAUGAAUUUUGCCGAUAUAGAGAAAGAGAUCAACACCCUUGCGAAGAAAGCAAAUGAUGGAUCAAUAUCAAUUGAUGAAAUGGCUGGAGGUUCAUUUACGAUAUCUAAUGGUGGUGUUUAUGGAAGCCUUUUGAGUACACCCAUCAUUAACCCUCCUCAGUCGGCCAUUCUUGGUAUGCACUCAAUAGUGUCUCGCCCAAUGGUUGUCGGUGGCAAUGUAGUCCCAAGGCCAAUGAUGUACAUUGCUCUUACAUAUGACCACCGGCUGAUUGAUGGAAGAGAGGCAGUUUUCUUCUUGCGUCGCAUCAAAGAUGUCGUUGAGGAUCCACGCAGACUGCUCCUUGAUAUAUAGAAAACCAAGCUGCUGUUCCGUUUAAUAUCACACUCUUCUGGUAAACCCAGGAUCAAAUACCCUUAUAAUUUAUCGAACAAAAAAUAAAUUUCUUGAGUUUGAAGUUUUGUAGGGUUUAUUUCAUGAGUUCUUCAAAUGCGGCUGGCCAAAUUGAAUUGGAAAUGAGAAAAAAAGAUAUUUUUGCCCAGAUGGUCGUUCCAUUUUGUGCGUCACUUUCAUUUUGAUAAAAAAAACAUAAAGGAAACGUUUAUUUUCUGUUUUAACAGCAUGUAUAAGACCAAUGUGUAUGAAUUAUAUAGAUUAUUUUUUCCUAAAUGAACAUCAA
Molecule: messenger RNA, 1780 nt
Organism: Pistacia vera
Lineage: Eukaryota; Viridiplantae; Streptophyta; Magnoliopsida; Sapindales; Anacardiaceae
Product: dihydrolipoyllysine-residue succinyltransferase component of 2-oxoglutarate dehydrogenase complex 1, mitochondrial
Exons: 14
Coding region: 16-1455 (479 amino acids)
Biological process (GO): tricarboxylic acid cycle
Cellular component (GO): oxoglutarate dehydrogenase complex
Molecular function (GO): dihydrolipoyllysine-residue succinyltransferase activity
Source: RefSeq, a predicted model, not a curated record